This is a messenger RNA of Phacochoerus africanus (Common warthog), 3645 nucleotides long. RefSeq names its product armadillo repeat containing 12 (gene ARMC12). NCBI's taxonomy places the organism in Eukaryota, Metazoa, Chordata, Mammalia, Artiodactyla, Suidae. Gene Ontology annotation, cellular component: nucleus. The record is from RefSeq and is a predicted model, not a curated record.
GCCACAGCCCACAGCAAUGCUGGAUCCUUAACCCACUGAUCAAGGCCAGGGAUCAAACCUGAGUCCUCAUGGAUGCUUAGUCGGGUUCUUUAACCACUGAGCCACGACAGGAACUCCUAGGGCUGCUACUUAUAAACUGGAAGGAGACUCUGAGGAUAAGAGUGGAAGAGAAUCAGUGUAAUGGAAGAGAAAGACAUCUCUCAUGGUAGUCAGCUGUCACAGGGCCCACAUGCUAGUGGGCGGCCACCUCAGGGUCAACCCUGCAACCUUCUGUUCCCCAUCCUUACUUUCUGACCUCUGGAGUUUCUUUGGUCUCCUGGCUGGCUUGCCAAUUGUUGGGCUGCACUCAGCACUCCUAAUAGCCUUGCGGUUGCCCAGCCUUGAGACGGAAGAGUCUGGAGACAGCAACAGAGAUGUCAUGGUUUAUGGGACAGGGGAACUUAAGCAAAAGGCCCUGGAGCAACACCCCACCAUUUAUGGCAGGCAGGCAGGCCGUGGUAAGGAGGCCACCAUUUACAGGGGCAACUGACAUCAGGUUGGCUCAUCAGUUACCAUGGAAACCAGCAGCUGAGGCAUGUCCCUCACAGCCCCUCAGAUUAACAGCCAUCACGAGGGCAGGUGUUUGCCUUUAAUAAACUUGCAGGUAGAGCCAUUCUGGCCUAGGGAUUUUUUUGGGGAGGCGGGGGAGCUGUCCCUGCAGCAUGUGGAAGUUCCCCGACCAGGAAUUGAACCUGAACCACAGUAGUGACCCGAUGAGCCACUGUCGUAACUACUGGGUCCUUAACCUGAUGCACCACAAGGGAACUCCUGGCCUAGGGAUUAGAUUAAUCACUAGCUGGGGCAGGAGGCAAACACAUUCAUGUGAAUAGGGUGCAGGUGAAACAAGGACUGGUCGGUCAGGGCAUGUACAAAGAGCAAGAGAGCAGCCAUCUUGAAUGGCCUGAGCGUAAUCCACCUUGGGGCUGGGUAGAGUGCUAGGAAUGACCCUUGAGGGGGUGCUGAGGAUAGAAGAGAGGAAAGUGAAAGGCCCCCUGGGAGUGUUACCUGCAGCCUGGGGUGAGAUGGACUAAGGCUCUGAGUGGCCAGACCUGGCUGGCUGCAGCAUCCUUGCGAAUACUGCUCCCUAUUGCCCCACUCCCUUCAAGCCCAAGUAGCCCGGGGCCCAGAGCCUUCCAGCAGGAGCUCAAAGCGAGGCAGGUGAAGCGCUAUUCUGGUGCAGCCACACUCACUGCUGGCUCUGUGCCUGAGCCUGGCCUGGCUUCUCUCUGUUCUGUACCAGAAGGUGAAGCCAGAGGGUGUGGGGACAUGGGAGGCAGUUGGGGGAAGAGGCAAGAAGGGUCUGGUCUCAUCUCCUCCAUCCUAGUGGGGAAGACUGAGUCCUCCGAAGUUUCAUUCUUAUCCUCCAGGGAAGUAGCGUUUUCAAACCUCAACCCCCCCGUGUGUAUGUUGUUGGGGUGGGGUGGGGAUGGUAAUCCCAGAUCUUGACCUCAUGGUUUAAUGGCACUGAUUACCCCAAUUUUGUUUUCUUUUUAGGCCACCCCACGAUAUAGGGAGUUCCCAGGCCAGGGAUCAGAUCCAAGCCGCAGUCAUGACCUAAGCCACAACUGUGGCAACGCCAGAUCCUUAACCCACCGUGCUAGGCCAGUGAUCGAACCUGCAUCCCAGCACUCCCAAGACACCACCAAUCCCGUUGUACCACAACAGGAACUCCAGAUCUACCCCGAUUUUAAUCCUGGAGUUUUAGAAAGCUAAAUCUGAAUCCCCUCAGGUUACAAAUGCAGAAACUGAGACCCAGGCAAGGACAGUCCCCUCCUCUUCCAGUGUCUCACGGUUAAAUGGGUCCCGAGCCCCUGUAUCCACAUUCUCUGACAUUCUAUCCUCAAGUCCUCAAAGAAUGACAGACGUCAUAACUUGAGCAUCUGCUAAGUGCGGGACUCUGUGCUGAAUGUUGCAGAUGCAAAGGCAACUGCCCUGAAGAGCGUUUGGUCAACAGGUAGAUGGUCACUAGAGGGGAGCAGGCAGGUGCUGGAAGAGGACGGAUUUAUCUCAAGACUGCAAAACUUUGAAGGCACUCGCAUCCUUUUCAUCCUCCAUUGGAAGGGGGACCCUCCCUGCAGAAAUACCCCAAGGGCCAGAAGUGGGUCUGUGAUGAAGAGAUCAAAGGAAGGGGCCAGGGAAGAGGGCUGCCAGUGGGCACACCGCCCCCCCCCAACAACUUCCAGAGGCCCAAACCCAGAAAUCGGGCCUCUGCUGCCAUCUAAUGGAGGAAAGGCGGCCUCUGGAGCUGCCCAGGGGCCCCACCAACCUGGCUCCCCUCCCCCCAGACCUUUUAUUCCCCUGGAGUCUUGAGCUUUGUUUUCUACAGCCUCCAAAGCUCCCUGGCUGCCCUGUUUUCCGGCCACCUCCCUCCAUCCCACCAUCUCCCCAGUUUCCUUUGUUGCCCAGGUUCUGAUUCUGGUACCCCUUGGUUCUUGGCCCCACUAGAGUUCCGGUUCUGGAAGGUCUUUGCCAGGUGCCUCGGGCCCGCUCCCGCCGGGCAUGAGUAUCCUCCAGCGCCUGAGGCAAAUGGACAUCCGCAAAGGUGUAGUGAGCCUGGCCACGGGCGCCGGGGCCAUCUACCUGCUCUACAAGGCCAUCCGGGCCGGCAUGAGGUGUAAACCACCCCUCUGCAGUGCCUCGCCUAUCUGCAUAGCCCGUAAGUGUCCCCACCCUGGGGAGAGGGCUCCUCAGGGGGUACCUACUCCCCAAGCCUCCGGUGUAGGAGGGCCCAAAGGCCUGGCAAUCGAGCGAGAGCGGCACGGGCGGGACUCAGGUGAGCUCCGGAGGCUCCUCACCUCUUUGGAGUGCAAACAGGAUGAGUACGCCAAGAGCAUGAUCCUGCACAGUAUCACGCGCUGUGUGUACUUGCUGGAGUCCGAGGCCUCAGCCUGUACUAAUGAGGACAUUGCAUUGGUGGGCUCCAUGCUGGAUGACAAGGACAACAGUGUCAAAAUCCAAGCUCUGAACACGCUUAAAGCUUUCUCUGGCAUCAGAAAAUUCAGGCUCAAAAUCCAGGAACACUCCAUCAAGGUGCUGGAACUGAUCUCCACCAUCUGGGACUCGGAGCUGCACAUCUCCGGCCUCAGACUCCUCAACAACCUCCCACUGCCUGACUUCGUGCAUCCACAGCUGCGACGUGUGAUGCCCGCCUUGAUGGAGAUCCUGCAGUCGGACUAUAUCCUGGCACAGGUGCAAGCCGUACGAUUGCUGAGCAACCUGGCACAGAAGAAUGACCUUCUCUAUGAUAUUCUCAACUGCCAGGUGCACUCCAACUUCCUGAACCUGUUCCAGUCCACCCAGCCUGGGAGUCUUCUGUUCGAGGUGUUGGUGUUUGCAGAGCGGCUGAGUGAGGGCCGGAGUUCACCCCACUACCGCGCCGUGAAGUGGCAUUACAACCAGCAGUCUCUGCAUGAAGCUCUCUUUGGGGAUGAUUCGCGACUGGCAGACCGGCUGCUCGCCCUGGUCAUCCACCCUGAGGAGGACGUGCAGAUCCAGGCCUGCAAGGUCAUAGUCAGCCUGCAGUGCCCCCAGGAUGUGGGGGUCCGGCCCUCCUGCCCGCCCAGUCAUUCCUGCUUUAAUCCCGGGGAAUAAAGUCAUGAGAGCCCA